AUGGCUGCGAUUCGAGUCGGAGAUGUGGAAAAGAACAAACCACGGAAUGGCUACGAUACUUAUAGUUAUGAGCAAACGAUACCAAUCCCCAGUUAUCUGAUCUCAUUUAUUGUUGGAGUCUUCGAAAGUCAGGAUAUAAGUGAUCGUAUUCGAGUAUGGGCAGAGCCAUCAAUGCUGGCAAAAGCAGCAUAUGAAUUCGCAAAUGUAAGUUCACCAAUUCCAGAUUGUUCGAUCGAACUUUUCACAGAGUUUUUCAUUGGAAUUUUACAGCGAAGCCAAAUUCACUCCUAA
This is a messenger RNA of Anisakis simplex (herring worm), 291 nucleotides long. Lineage: Eukaryota; Metazoa; Nematoda; Chromadorea; Rhabditida; Anisakidae. The record is from the annotation of a GenBank genome assembly.